AAUUUUGUGCCUGAGACCGUGCAACGUCCAGUGUCAGCGGCCAACGUCAUUCAUCGUCAACAGCAGGAACAGAACUCCCAGGGUUCAAGUCAGGCUCUCAGUGAAGUGAAUGGUAACAACAGAACUCGCGCGUCUGACAAAGAACACAGGGAACACCUCGACGGGCAGAAGCUAGCUGCAGUGCAAUCCGAUUCCGAAGCGCGAUUCAGCACUCGGAUAAGCGCAGCCUCUGCAGGACGGCAAGGGCAGGUCAUAGCCUCCACUGAACGCAAUCUUGCGGAAGUGACUGCUGUAUUCUUGGCCGCAGUACCCGCCUGGAAACACCUGACAACAUGGAGUCCGCAAGCGCUGGUUCGACCCCAAUAUCGGCGAAAGAACGGCUCAGGCUGAUCCGGGAGCGCCACCUAGGACAAACGCCUGAGCGCACUUCAGCCGAAAGAGGCGAGAUUGCACCAGAAGAGCGUCAGGGCACUGCGCCUCCUUUACUGGAAGAUAGCAACAAUCUCGCAGCCUUGCAGAACAGCAUAGCAGAGAAACCCGAGCCCGUCGGUAUUCUAUCACCAAGUCUUGCUUUCGAGACAGCUGAACUACUCCCGAAAGAUAUCCUAGCUCUGGACCAGAAUGGACAGGAGUCCCUGAUGCCAGCUAUGGAUCUGGACCCUGUCACCACAUUUGUACAGCGUCCGUUACAGCCGCCUGAAGCGCCAGAGCGGUCGCUCGGUUUUGAGCGGUCUAUGGCUCCCCAACAGACUGAACCCCACGAGAUCAGCAACCAGUCUCUACAACCACUACCAGAUAUUCAGAAUGUGGCACUGUCUGACCUCGCGCUGGUUCCCGAAGCAGCACCUACCACUCUUGACCCGACCACACUGACUUUGUCAAUCGAGGGCGACUUGGACGGCAGUCCGUCAGUGGCUACUGACGAUGCCGGGCCGUUGCCUCUAUCGCAUGAGACGCCCUUCGGGCCGCUCGACUCAUCGAGAGACGAGACUGGGCCAGAGGCAGACGACGAUUAUCCUCGAGAUAUUCUAUUAGAGAUUCCUACCGCACCACAUGAAUAUGUCGUGACGCUUCCUUUCUUCAGUAGCACUCGACCUCAGUAUAACGACAUCAUACGAGACCAUGAACAAGCGAUCCAGCAAUACACCACCUGUUUCUCAGUAACACCACAUCAACAGCCAAACAUUGGCCUGAUAGCAAAGAUUGAUCAUAUGUUCUCGCGCCUGUUCGACAUAUGUGACUAUCCGCCCUUCCUCGACACAUUACCGUCGAUGACUGCAGAAGAAAUCACAAAACACGUGGUCGGAACGAACCCGAAGAUGUGCUUCAUAUACGAGCUACUCCUGGCGCUGAAGGAAGCGGGAGUGGGCAAGAAUGUUGUCAUCCUGGCCCGGCCAGGACAGAUCACUGAUAUGCUCACGUCUGUCGCUCAAGCUGGCGGUCACAAUCUGGUCUCCGAUGGGCGAUGGCCGCGAACUGCAGACGAGGCCAGUAGCUCGAUCAACAUCGCCAUCUUGACUACUGACGGCGACCUCUCUGCUUUUUCUGCCAAGCCAGACGUAUACAUCGUCUAUGACCACACGUUCGACCAUGGUCUGAUUGCGACCCAGGCUGCCGAUUCACCCCUAGUGCUGGUGCUCACACUGGUCGCGUCCAUCCAGCAUCUCAACAUGCGGGUAUCAGAAAAGAUGGAGCCGCUGGAGCGCAAGAACUUUCUCGUGCUCGCCAUGGCCAAGGCGAUGCGUUAUAUCGAGGAGCCGGACUACCUGCCUGGUAUCGACAAGCCGCACGAGGUAGCCUACGAGUUUGCACAGCAUCUUCAAAAUUCCGAGUAUGAUGACUUCCACUACGAAGGCCAAGAGAUUCCGGAUGAUGUAUUCCAGGAUCUUCGUCAAGUUUCCGGCUCCCAGGCGCUUGACACACAGCAGGCAGCCGAUUCUGGAGACGCGACUCCAGCUCGACAGAGUCUGAAGCGGACGAAUAAUGAUUAUGACGAUCUUGCUUCCAAGCGUGUACGGUUAUCACAGCCUCCUCUGACUGGUCUGAUGAACCACAUCAGCGAGCCUCUCCGAGAGCUGCUUGGAGAUGACCCUACACUUGACAUUAGCGAUGACUCCAAGGUGAUCAGUGUCUCUGUCGACCGACUCGAGACCUUGUCCGAGAUGAUCAUCCAACUUCAGGAUGAACUGCGCGAAAGCAGGCAACGUCAAGAGGAUUUCCGCAAGCUCAGCGACCGCUCAAAGAGCGAGGUCGACGGCUACAUAAGCUCCAUCAAGACGAUUCAAACCAGGUACAUGGAAGCCCUGAAGGAUCGAGGCACUUACGAAGCCGAGUGCAAGAAAGCCCAGCAGGAAGCCGAGAAACUUCGCUCGAGCCUGGAGAACAGCCGGCAGGAAGCCAGCGUGUGGCGCGAGAAGAACCACGAGCUCACCGAGAAGCUCAAGGAAGCUAACAGGUCUCUCGAGACUGGCGAGAACCCAGACCUGGCGCGGGUGUCGCGCCUCGAGCUGGAGAUCACCGAGGCCCGCGAGGCCGUGGCCAAAGCAGAGCGCCGCGCCACCUCGGCCAAUGAAACGGCAGAGUACUCCAAGGACGUGUACCAGGAAGCCUCCCGCACGGUUCUCGAGCUGCGCAGCGAGAACGCCAGCCUCACCCAGCGCCUGGCCGAGCUCGAAGGGCGAGCCAGCGAUAACGUCGUCGCGGUCAACCAGAUCCAGGCGCAGAGCGAGGCCAAGACGCUGUUGCGCAUGGUUGACGAGCAGAAGAGCAUCGUGCGCGACCGCGAGAUCGAGCUGGGCCGCUUGCGCGAGGAGCUGCGCGUCAAGAACGGCCGCCGGGAGACGAGGCAGUCCAGCGUACCCCGGAGCCCGCGGAUCUUGCCUGGCCAGGGCGGAGCCGGCAGCAACAAUGGUGGUGGUGGUGGUGGUUUUGGAGGGGCAGCCAGCAGCGUGCUCAUGAGUCCCGCGCGCGGCCAUAGCCGGGCUUCUGGGAGCGGCGGCAUCACGGGGGCGAGCGCGAGUAGUCGCGGCACGAGCCCUGUACCGCCGCCCAUGGGUGUCUUCGAUAGUUCUGGGCUCUCAGCGGCCACGGGGAACAACGGCGGGCCGCUCUUCAAUCAGGUCACCGGUGGAGGAAGGUUUGCUCAUCUGCGAGAGUAGUCUCAGCGGCGGUAGUGGUGGUCCCGGAGUUGACUUUGAUUUUUCCGAUACGGCAGCGGCGGCGGCAGUAGCGAGUCGAA
Messenger RNA from Microdochium trichocladiopsis, 3238 nucleotides. RefSeq lists its product as uncharacterized. The coding region runs from base 333 to 3158 and encodes 941 amino acids. The record is from RefSeq and is a predicted model, not a curated record. The transcript is spliced from 3 exons. Lineage: Eukaryota; Fungi; Ascomycota; Sordariomycetes; Xylariales; Microdochiaceae.